AUGGACUCGUGGAAGGAUGAUCCCAGAAUUUGUAUGCAAGAUGAGCCUACAGGAGUGCCAAUCAACCGAGCCACCAGGUUUGAGAAUAAGGUGGGAUUCCUGGAUCUAGUGGCCGGUGAAUCACUGAUCAAAGAGCAGAUUUUAGAGAGAUUCUUCAUCGAUCUAGUGGCCGGUGAAUCACUGAUCAAAGAGCGAGCAACCGCCAGGUUUAAUGAUUUGGUGGGAUCUACAGAUGUAGUGGCUGGUGAACCGCUUCUUCUUCUUCCACGAAGAUUCAGACAAAACCGAGCUUGGAUGGAACUGAACAAGAUUUGGCAAACGAAUAGUCAAGCAACUGAACCUCUCGGGUGA
Messenger RNA from Nicotiana attenuata, 351 nucleotides. RefSeq lists its product as uncharacterized. The coding region runs from base 1 to 351 and encodes 116 amino acids. Lineage: Eukaryota; Viridiplantae; Streptophyta; Magnoliopsida; Solanales; Solanaceae. The record is from RefSeq and is a predicted model, not a curated record. The transcript has a single exon.